CGCUCAGCUAUGACUCGCCCAUAGGAGAACAAGAAGAAACGUAUUCUUGUUACCGUAGCACCUGCCCCUGUGCUUUCGUUCCCCAUGCCCAGCUUCGAUAGCGUGCGUGGCUUUUCUGAGGAAGGGACUUUUAACGGUCAGCAGCCCCCAUGUUCAAAGCCCAAUAGUGCGUCGAGGGACUUCUGUCUCUACGAUGAAGACCCUCUAGCUCUUUUCCAUGGGGCCGAGGUCGACGAAGCUUGCAGGAUGAACAGCAAGGAUGGCAAUGGCGAGAGCAUACGAUGCUGAUAGGCCAAUUGCACACGAUACGUGUAAUCUGUGGGUUUCUGCACGAGAGAGGGCCAGCCUAACCAGAGCCUGGCCUGGCUCUGGCACCCUGGCAUACGUAACCCAAGGAGGAUUAUAAGAUGGGGGCGGUACUACAAGCGAAAACUCUGGUUAAAAUACGGAAUCACCAGUAUAGUCUUUUUAUUCUUCACACGCUCAGCGCUAUAAAAACACAUAUCAGAAAAGGAGGCAAAAAAGAGAAAAAGACAUGAGGAUUCAAAAAUUCGGGUCCGUCCAGCGCUAAAACAUAGAAUUGGCAACAGAGAUACAGGAGAAGAGGAAGAAGAAGAGAAGAGUAGGAAGAAGAAGAAAAAAGCAAGAUAAAAGAAGCCAAAAAAAAAGGAGAUAAAAGAUGAAAACAAGUCCAAAAUCUAACAAGCGCCACCAUUUCCCGCCAGAACCGCCGCCGCCACCAGAUUGUUUUUUGUGUAUAGAUCCUCUUUAGCCGGAAACACCGUCCAACAGUGUAAUUCUGCCUGCCUGCC
Molecule: messenger RNA, 812 nt
Organism: Trichoderma atroviride IMI 206040
Lineage: Eukaryota; Fungi; Ascomycota; Sordariomycetes; Hypocreales; Hypocreaceae
Source: RefSeq, a predicted model, not a curated record